UGACAUAAAUAAGCGUCUGCUAUCAGUUCACUCAUGAUUAACCAUGUUUAGAUCCCUUAGAAGUUUCCUAUAGUUUAAAUUUUAAUUAAUUAUGGACAGCAGAAUUUUUUUUUGGGUUUUACAACUUUUUGUAUUUUACUUAACAAAUGCAUCUAGUGAAAAAUGUUUAAAAAAUAGCAAUCAACCUGAUUGCAAAUCUAGUACUAUGACACCGUAUAGAUUUGUUGCCAACUACAAUGAUUCCCAACUCCAGUUUGCAGGAUGCACUAAAAAAAAAAUAUGGUUAAUGAUUCGACAUGGAACAAGACUUCCUGCUAGGAAAUUCAUAAAACCUAUGACUGAAAUUUUACCUGAUAUUCAAAAACAAAUUAUUAAAAACUAUCAAAAUGGAAAAUCAAAAUUAUCAGCUGAUUUUAUUGAAAAACUUGAGAGGUGGACUAUAAAUUUAAAAGAAGCAGAAGCUAUGAAUUUAGCGGAAGAAGGACAGAAUGAAUUAAUUGAUCUUGCUGAAAGAAUGCAAGCUAGAUUACCAGAAUUGUUUCCCGAUGAUUAUGAAAAAAACUUAUUCAGAUUCAAAUACACUGCUACCCAACGAACAGAGCUAAGUGCCAAAUCAUUUGUCAUGGGACUAUUUGGACAACAUCAAAGUAAAAAAGUUGUAUUUGAACAACCUGAAAAGAAAGAUCCAAUUUUAAGAUUCUAUAAAAAAUGUAAAAAAUGGCAAAAAGAAGUUCAUGAUAAUCCAAAAACCCAAAAAGAAAGAGAUCUAUUCAUACAAAGUAACUAUGUGCAAAAAGUUGUAAAAGAUGUAUCAAAGCAAAUUGGUUUAAAACUUGAUUAUGCACAUGUUAGACUUAUUUAUAUGAUGUGUGGUUUUGAAACUGCUUUUAAUCAAGCUGAAAAUUCACCAUGGUGCGAUCUACUAUCAAUCAAUGACUUAAACGUCUUAGAGUAUGCAGAAGAUUUGAAGUAUUAUUGGAAAGAUAGUUAUGGCUACAAACUUAAUUAUGAACAAGCAUGUCCAGCUUUACAUGAUAUGUUUACAUUUUUUGACAAAGAAGAUGAGACUUUAGUCACAGCUUACUUUUCACAUUCAGGAACUAUUCUUAAAAUUUUGUCUAUUCUUGGAAUUGCUCAAGAUGAAAAAGUACUUACUCAUGAUACAUUUCCUAUCAAUUCUUCAAGAAAUUGGAGAAGCAGUCUUAUUGAUGCUUUUGCCAGCAAUAUAGCUUUUGUUUUGUAUGACUGUGAUAAACAAGGACCUAGUAUUCUUGUCUUACAUCAAGAACGUCCUGCACAAAUACCUGGCUGUCCAGAAGAAGGUUUAUGUCCUGUAUCUAUUAUGAAAGAUAUAUUUCCAGCAGCUGCGAAAGAUUGUAAAUUUGAUGUUGUCUGCGAAAAUUAAAAGUUAAAGUUAUAAAUGUAUAUAAAUGAUAAUGAUUGUAUAUAUUUUUAUAUGUUGACUUUAGAUGUUGAAAAACUAAUGAAACUUAUUUUUUUAUUGUAAAUAUUUGAAAUAUUCAAUAGUUGUUACAGUUUAAAAAUAACAACUUUUCAAGGUGUUGAUUCUA
Molecule: messenger RNA, 1571 nt
Organism: Trichogramma pretiosum
Lineage: Eukaryota; Metazoa; Arthropoda; Insecta; Hymenoptera; Trichogrammatidae
Product: multiple inositol polyphosphate phosphatase 1-like
Exons: 9
Coding region: 92-1405 (437 amino acids)
Molecular function (GO): acid phosphatase activity; inositol phosphate phosphatase activity
Source: RefSeq, a predicted model, not a curated record